AUGAAGAGUCAUUAUACAAAGCUGGGCGAGGAUGACACUGAGAGUCGAGAAGUCGAAAGCGAAGGCUCUUCUUCAACAGAAACUCUCGAGGCGUCUGCACCAGCCUUGAGCAGACACGGAGCCUUUACUCUUUGUGGCCUUUACACAAUCCUAUUAUUGGUGAUUGGUUACACUAUUGGGCAUAGCCAAGGACGCCGCCAAAGCUCACCGAAGCUUUACGAUUCUGAUUCCCCAAUUUACAAUCUUGUUCGUCCUACCACCAACAAACAUCAAUACAAUAACACUUUCUGGCCUGGAUCUAGCCCAUCCAUAUUUCGACAACCCCCAUCCGAUGCCGUUGACGCCGCAUGGGAACGAAUCUCCAACGGCCGGGACAUAGUCAUUACCAGUGAAGAAGUGAUAGCACUCGGCAAGAACCCUAAUGAGACCGUCAAAGCAGACCCAGCAUGGGGCUUUGGAGACGACGCCCAUCUCGGUCUGAUUCAUGCCAUGCACCAAAACCACUGCCUCAACGCGAUUCGAAAAGCUGUUUACUACAAUUACUACUACAGACACAAGCGAGGGUUUGGGGCUAAUCCUCCCAUGGACUAUCGAGCCAAGUACUAUAGUCAUAUGGAUCAUUGCAUAGACUUCCUCAGACAGGAUAUCGCUUGCAAGGCAGAUCUCACCAUCUCCACAUACCGAUGGAUGGAUGGGGAGGUCACGCCUGAAGCUGAUUUUGCUACGUGGCACCAGUGUCGAGAUUUCGAAGCGCUACUGAAAUGGCAUGGAAAGCAUGAGAUCAAUGCGGGUAUGGCAUCGAAAGAUGUAAAGGAUAGGUGGGAUACAUUUGAUCCGAAGAAAGAUGAUGUAGUUAUCCCGCAAGAGGCAGAAGCCAAUGCAUCCUUCUGGCAGGCAAAUGAGCCAUCAAGACAUCGCGAAAUAGAGCGUCUAUCAAUUAAAAUUAUUUCCAUCAUCGCAGCUGAAGCUGCAGCCUCCGUAUCGCAGUCUAAACUCGAUGAAGUGUUCGACGUAUGGGAUCUCCACGACAAACUCAAAGUUCCCGUAACCACAUCAAGAAGUAAUUCUCUGGCGUCAUUCGCUGCAGUCUCGCGCGACUGGCAACUCGCGUUCGAGCCUUUUACGUUCCAUACUCUCAUUCUCUCGCCUAAAAGACUCGCGCAGGCUGAAAGGCAGGGUUAUCUUACUCGACGCCGGCUUGGGUAUAUCCGCAGCAUUGCCGUUCCCAUCACAUUCCCUCUUCCAUGGCCAUGGGAUGUUCCGAUAAUAUUCUCCCAAGCAGGGGAUUGGCCGCCUCUUCCGGAAGUUGACGAGAAAAAGGAUCAACUGUUAACUGAAGACGAUGCGGGUUCUGAGGAAGAAAGUCCUUUGUCCAAGGGGGGGCCAGAAGAUGAAGAAGACGAGGAGUACGACAGCUACCUUGACGACGAAGACGAACUCCCUCCACCACAAGAGAGAGGCUACGACAAGAUCUUCACGUCCAUUAUAAGAUCACUCUUUCGAAUUCUUAAACUUGCCCCUGUGCACGAGAACAAACGGCCAUAUAUAGAUUUACGACUCGGAUUUCCUGUGCCUAGGGAGUACGGAUGGUGCUUUGCGACUCGCAUCGAAGAGCCCGAGGCUGAGCGUACUGAAGUCGGCUGGUGCAAACCUCUCUAUUUUGGUUUAGGUUUCAACAAGGACGAGUUACCAGAACUGCCUGUGAUAGCUUCGUGUAGUUUUGAACUCGUCUCUUGGAGCCUCUUCUUUACGCCCGAAACAGCAUGUGCGAUGGCGAGUAGAAUGCCGUAUCUCAGGAUAAUCAAUAUGCAUCUCAGUGAUAAGGAGUGGAGGGAUCUGGAUCUGCGAACAAAGCUGCGUGAUGGCUUUGCCAAAUCAUUACCCAGUUUACCACAAAGCAUCUACGAUUUCGAACUACAAUAUUCCCGACGUGUUCCUCGAGAUCAUGCACAUGCUCCUAUCAGCAUAGUACCACCAAACGAGAGAUAUGAUCAUCUCAGCCAAGCCCUCUUCAAAUUCUCACAACGGGAAAACAUGAUCAGGUUUUCAGCAAACGGAAGCUUCGAUAUUGACAUCAUGGGAUCUUCAGCAAAGUCACUUGCUGCAAGUACAGGAUGGCCCAAACUAGAGUACUAUCAGAUCGGCCAACUCGCAAUCACGCCAUCGGGGCAAUGGCUGGCUGCUCCCUUCACUGAUAACCCCAACACCGACAGUUUUCGGAACGAACGAUGGGGUUCUCCCAGUGAAUCUUCGAGAAGUUCCUUGUCUACAUUUGAAACCAACGAAUUUAGGGGUCCGAUCGAUCCAGACUAUGCGCAUCGUCUUCUGUGCGCUGCAGGACGAGCAGCUUCCUAUAUGCCCUGUUUAAAGAAAAUGGAGCUCAACGUUGGAGUCGUGGCGGGCUACAAAGUUUCGUAUACAAGUAAGAAGGUUGAGACAUGCAUGAGAAUCAUUGGGAAGAAGCUCCGGCCGCCCACGGAAGACAUGCUCCGAGUUUGGCGUCGUGUGGCACAAGACCACGACCAAAGGUUUGUCCUCGAGUGGAACGACACAGUCAAGACGAAUAAAAGAAAGGAACGUUUUAGCUAG
Messenger RNA from Fusarium sp. VM40, 2589 nucleotides. The record is from the annotation of a GenBank genome assembly. NCBI's taxonomy places the organism in Eukaryota, Fungi, Ascomycota, Sordariomycetes, Hypocreales, Nectriaceae.